Messenger RNA from Castor canadensis (American beaver), 4257 nucleotides. It is a transcript of the gene Cd101, whose product is annotated as CD101 molecule. The record is from RefSeq and is a predicted model, not a curated record. Gene Ontology annotation, cellular component: membrane. NCBI's taxonomy places the organism in Eukaryota, Metazoa, Chordata, Mammalia, Rodentia, Castoridae.
CUUCACUGACGCCACCGAGAAAGAUCUGUACCCAUCCAAAUGGCACAUACCCUCUACGUGGCAUCUCUCUUCCUUUUUCUGACUAAGGUCAGCACUGGCCAGAGAGUAGUCAGCGUUCAAAGAGGACCGCUGUACCGAGCCAGAGGCUACCCCGUCAGCAUCAGCUGCAACGUAACUGGCCACGAGGGGCCAUCUGAGCAGCACUUCCAGUGGUCCGUGUACCUGCCGACAGCCCCGGGCAGGGAAGUCCAAAUCGUUAGCACCCGGGAUGCCGGCUUCUCCUACACGGUGUAUGCACAGCGGGUUCGGAGCCGGGACAUCUACGUGGAGCGGGUGCAGGGCAACUCCGUCCUGUUCCACAUCUCCAAGCUCCAGAUGAAGGAUGCUGGCGAGUAUGAGUGUCACACCCCCAACACUGACAGCAAGUACCAUGGGAGCUACAGUGCGAGGGUGAACCUAACUGUUAUUCCAGAUACCCUCACCGCCACCUCGACUUCCCAGACGCUUAGUAAAAAGGAAGGUGACCCAUUAGAACUUACCUGCGAGGCAUCCAAAGCCACAGCUCAACAUACCCACCUCUCUGUCACCUGGUACCUGAUGCAGAAAGGAGGAAGCCAAGCCACUCAGAUUAUUUCUCUCUCCAAGGAUUUUACAUUGAUCCCUGGGCCCUCAUAUGCAGAGAGAUUUACAGCUAGUGAUGUGCGUCUGGACAAGCUUGGAGUCUCUACCUUCAGGCUGUCGGUGGGCAGGCUCCAGCCCUCAGAUGAAGGCCAGCUGUUUUGCGAGGCAACCGAAUGGAUCCAGGACCCAGAUGAAAGCUGGACUUUGAUCACGAGAAAACAGUCAGAUCAAACGACCCUGAGGAUCCAGCCAGCAGCAAAAGAUUUUGAAGUCAGCCUCACAGUUGAAAGCAUGUCUGAUGAAGGGAAACCACUAGAACUGUUCUGCCUUGUGGAGGGAAGUAGCUGGGACCUUCAGCUUCAAGGAUUUUGGUUCCUCAAUGGAUCUGAAAUUGCCCGGAUGGAUGCUGAUGGAGUCCUGAACCUGAAGAAGGACUACCAAGUCAGAUCAAGUCAAGGACAGCUCCAGGUGUCAAAGUUAAAACCUGAGGCUUUCUCUCUCAAGAUCUUCUCUGUGGGCCCAGAGGAUGCAGGUGCCUACAGUUGUGCAGUGGCAGAGGUGACUAGAACUCAGAGGGGCUCCUGGCAGGUACUUCAGAGAAAGCAGUCUCCGGUCAGCCAAGUGCACCUGCGGGAGCCAGCAGCAAGAAGUGUGGUCGUGUCUACCAAGCCGCAAGCUGUAUGGGAAGCAGACACGCUCACCCUUGUCUGCAAGGCAGGUGGGGCUGAAACUCCCCUGUCUGUGAGCUGGUGGUAUGUCCCACAGAACCAGACCAAGCCCAAGCUUGUGGCUAGCAUGGGACAGGAUGGCACUGUGCAGCUGGGUACCUCCUCUGGGGACCCUGGGUACCAUAGGAACACAAGGCUGGAGAAAGUGGAUUGGGCCACCUUCCGACUAGAGAUCACCUCCACCAUGGUCACAGACAGUGGCACAUAUGAGUGCAGAGUGUCUGAGAGGCUCUGGAAUGGAGCAACAGAUCGUCACUGGACUCAGAAGAUUCCGGUCACCAUAAAAUCUCUGAACUCAAGUUUACAAGUUAAUUUGAUGAGUCGCCAGCCACAAGUGAAGUUAAGCAACACCUUUGCACUGUCCUGCAUCAUCAGGGUUGGCUACCCUGACCUCAAGUUGCCCUUCACUGUGACAUGGUGGUUCCAGCCAGCCACGUCUCAAGUCUUUCAUCAGCUAGUUCGAAUCACCCAUAAUGGCUCUGUCGACUGGGGGGAUCUCCUGCCCCAGUUUCACAAGAAGACAAAGGUUUCACAGACAUCGUCUCAUUCUCAACUCCUAAUCCACGAUGCCGCUGAGGAUGACACGGGAGUGUAUCAGUGUGAAGUAAAAGUUUAUGACAGAAAUUCCUUAGGCACAAGUGACCUGGCCAGAGCUUCUUCCAUCUCUCACUCAUUGAAGAUAGACAUUUCCUUACCAGAAAGCAAGCUGAGAGUGAAAUCAAGCAGUCAAGCCCAAGAGAUCGCCAUCAACUCCAAUGCUGAUAUAAAAUGUACCAUCUUAUCCCGAUCCCCUGGAAACCUUCAGUUAGCUGUAAUUUGGUACUUUUCUCCAAUUUCCACUAAUGCAUCCUGGUUAAGGAUCCUGGAAAUGGACCAAACCAAUGUCAUAAAAUAUGGGGAUGAAUUUCACACCCCACAAAGGAAGCAAAAAUUUCAUCCUGAGAAAGUUUCCCCAGACUUGUUUCUGCUGCAUAUUCUGAGUGUGGAAGACAGUGAUCAAGGAAGAUAUCACUGUGCCGUGGAAGAAUGGUUCUUGUCUACAAGUGGCACCUGGCAGAAGAUUGGAGGACAGAGGUCAGGACUAACAGAACUGAAACUCAGGCCCACAGGAAGUAAGGUUCAUGUGUCCAAAGUGAACUGGACAGGAAUUGCUACUGAGCACCAAGAAGUCAGCAUCAACUGCAGCCUGCAAAGCUCAGGCAGCUCGGCUGCCCUGUACUCUGUGGCAUGGUACUGGAACAGAGAGACAGCUGGCAGUCAAAUGUUAGUGCACCUGCAGCAUGAUGGCUUGCUGGAGUACAGCAAAGAGGGGCGCAGGAGGCACCUGCACUGCUACCGCUCCUCCCCCACGAACUUUGUCCUGGAGCUGCAGCAGGUAGAGAUGGAGGACGCUGGAUUGUACUGGUGCAUGGUGGCAGAGUGGCAGCUGGAUGGCCACCCAGGCAAGUGGAUCAACAGGGCCUCGGAUGAGUCACAGCGUAUGGCACUCAGGGUGCUGCCUUCAGAGUCCACACUGCCUGCCAGGAUCUGCUCCUCAGCACUUUUAAUCCACUUCCUCGUCAUCUGCCCCCUCGUCAUGUUCACUCUUCUGCUCAUUUCCCUCUUCUGCUUGUGCUGGAAGGCCAGGAAGCUGUCAAAGUUAAGUCUCAGCACCCAGAAAGAAAAGGCUCUCUGGGUGAACAUGAAAGGGGCUGGAGGCUGGACAGCAGUCAGGAAGGAAGCCACAGAGGAAGAUGAAGUCAACUGACCCCUGGGAGGCACCUGCAUCCAGGGGAGGAGUGCCAUGGGACUUUUGCAUUCACUGGGCAGGGUGUGAACACACCCUGGGUCUGUCCUUCACUUGUCUGUGGCCUUAGGCAAGUUACCUAGGGAUCAGAAGGGACAUUUAAUGGGCACUUAGGUGGUGCCAGGCCCUUUUAAAUGCUUCUUUGUGUAUUGCCUCACCUACCCCUGGCAUCCUUCACGGGUAGAAAGUAUCCUUACUCUGGCUUUCAUGGUCCUCACCUCAUGGAGGUUUAGGUCCUCCUCUGUAAGGUGAGUAAGGCUUGCUUCUCAUGGUCUACAGGAUCCACGAAACCCUACAGUCAUGCCCUGCGGGCCUUCCCUUUCCUGACUCAGUUGCACUGGUUCCAGUAGUCUUUUUUCCUCUAGAUAAGAGGUGUAGCAAAUAGCCUGGUGUCACCAAAAUAAGAAGCUGAAACAUAGCUCAUUUACCUAGACUCUGCCUCACCCAGCCAGAACAUAACCUUCCCAAGAGGAAAUCCAGUUCUCUUCCCACUCUCGAGCUUAAGAGAUGUCUGAACAACACUGGUUCUUUGGCAAAAGGAUAAUGUUUUAUAGUCUGAGAUUUGGGGAUUUUUUGUUUGGUUUUGUGCCAUAAGACUUAGUAAGUCAUUGCUGAGGAAAUAGCUUAUGUGUUUGUGGGUUUUAGUUAUAACAUGUAGCCUUUAUUGGAUAUUGAUUCAAACAGAUUUUUAGUGUUUAUCAAUGGUUGGAAGAGGAAAUACCUUUUUUUUCUUUCAUGCAACAGUUAGCCCUCCAGGGUCUCUCAACUCUCUUUCCUCUGACCACCAAAAGGCCCAUCUGCUCCUGGUGUUUGACCAAUGCCUUGUUCCCCUUGACCCAAAGGGUCAUGUAGUAUUUGAAGGAGGGGUCAGCAGAGCCCCACCACUCCCAUGCUGGCAGAGCUAGGGCUCAAGGGAAUAACAGGUCAAGUCUAGUUCCUUAGGGUCCCCUAAUCUCAACCUGGGAAAUUCCAAGGAUAGGGGCAUCAUGUCUGAAGGCUUCCAAAAGCUGUCCCUCUGGUGUCCCCACUAGACCUGGGGUUCCCUCACCUUUGUUUCAAAAACUGCUUAGGUUCUGUUGUAGCCAGAAGUGUACAUUAAUCAAUGUCACCUAAUAAACUUAA